Symbiodinium necroappetens is the source of this 512-nucleotide messenger RNA. NCBI's taxonomy places the organism in Eukaryota, Dinophyceae, Suessiales, Symbiodiniaceae. The record is from the annotation of a GenBank genome assembly.
GUGGGAUGGGAUUCGAUGUCGGAGUGGUUAGCUACCGAGAUUUCUAUGUCGAGAUAUGGGAGGUGGCAAGAGAAAGAAGAUGCCGUCGUUUGUUACUGUGUUUGGCGUCGAAAGGAAGUCUUCAUGGAGCCAGGAAGAGCUUUCGCACCAACUCCGCGACUCAUUGGGGCACGCUUGCCCAGCACCCUGAUCGGCAUCUUCUGGUUCAGGCGACGUGCCGCGGACAGCGGCCGCGGAGCUGAGAGCCCUGAGGUUGCGGAAGACCGUCUAGUCUGGGAACCUUCGGACUUCUACCGGCACGUCGGCCGGCUGCUUCUGACCCGCUGUCCGGCCACGCGCUCUGCACGGUCAGAGUGCGAGGGCUGGAUUCGGCUGCAGGUCCAUUACUCCACACAUAUCGCAUUGCUGGCCACACUGGUCACGCUGGCAUCGCUGUUCCCACGGGUUCGCCUGGAAGUUGAGUUCGAGGAGGAAGCUCCGCAAAGACAGCAGGAGCUCCUUGCGGGGUCGAA